AUGGCGGUAACCCCACCCAUUAUGACAGUAACCCCACCCACAAUGGCAACCCCACCCACUAUGACAGUAACCCCUCCCACUAUGGCGGUAACCCCAUUCACUAUGAUAGCCCAACUCAUAAUGGUAACCCCACCACUAUAUGGUAACCCCACCCACUAUGACAGUAAACCCAUCCACUAUGACGGUAACCCCAACCACUAUGACGGUAACCCCAUCCACUAUGACGGUAACCCCAACCACUAUGCCGGUAACCCCAUCCACUAUGAUGGUAACCCCACCCACUAUGGCGGUAACCCCACCCACUGUGACAGUAACUCCUCCCAUUAUGGCAGUAAUCCCAUCCACUAUGAUGGUAACCCCAUCAAUUAUGACAGUUACCCUAUCCACUAUGGCGGUAACCCCACCCACUAUGGCAGUAACCCCAUCUAUGGCGGUAACCCCACCCACUAUGGCGGUAACCCAACCACUAUGGCGGUAACCCCACCCACUAUGGUGGUAACCCCACCCACUAUGACGGUAACCCCAUCCAUUAUGACAGUAACCCAACCCACUAUGGCAGAAACCCCACCCACUAUGACAGUAACCAGACGCACUAUGGCAGUAACCCCAUCACUAUAUGGUAACCCAACUACUAUGGUAACCCCACCAACUUUUGCUACCCAGUGA
Pecten maximus is the source of this 666-nucleotide messenger RNA. RefSeq names its product postacrosomal sheath WW domain-binding protein-like. The transcript has a single exon. Lineage: Eukaryota; Metazoa; Mollusca; Bivalvia; Pectinida; Pectinidae. The record is from RefSeq and is a predicted model, not a curated record. The coding region runs from base 1 to 666 and encodes 221 amino acids.